This is a messenger RNA of Athene cunicularia (burrowing owl), 3415 nucleotides long. It is a transcript of the gene RNF2, whose product is annotated as ring finger protein 2. NCBI's taxonomy places the organism in Eukaryota, Metazoa, Chordata, Aves, Strigiformes, Strigidae. Bases 37 to 1134 code for a protein of 365 amino acids. Gene Ontology annotation, molecular function: chromatin binding; ubiquitin protein ligase activity. Gene Ontology annotation, cellular component: PcG protein complex; ubiquitin ligase complex. The record is from RefSeq and is a predicted model, not a curated record. The transcript is spliced from 6 exons.
UGGCCCAGAGCCCACUGUGUCUGUGUGGCCGCAGGCAUGGCGCGCUCGCCGCGGGAGAGGCAGCAGGUGCCUGCAGCCAGAGGUACACCAGUGUGCAACUUGCAUCUCUUUGUCUUCCCAGCCAUGUCUCAAGCUGUCCAGACGAAUGGGACACAACCUUUAAGCAAAACAUGGGAGCUUAGCUUGUAUGAAUUGCAAAGAACACCUCAGGAAGCAAUCACCGAUGGCUUGGAAAUAGUGGUGUCACCCAGGAGCCUACACAGUGAGCUAAUGUGUCCCAUCUGUUUGGAUAUGUUAAAAAACACCAUGACGACAAAAGAAUGUUUGCAUCGCUUCUGUGCUGACUGUAUCAUUACAGCCCUCAGGAGUGGCAACAAAGAAUGUCCCACGUGUCGUAAAAAGCUAGUUUCGAAAAGAUCACUGAGACCAGAUCCCAAUUUUGAUGCUCUCAUCAGUAAAAUUUAUCCAAGCCGAGAUGAAUAUGAAGCUCAUCAGGAGAGAGUUCUAGCAAGAAUCAGCAAGCACAAUAACCAGCAAGCUCUGAGUCACAGCAUUGAGGAGGGAUUAAAGAUUCAGGCUAUGAACAGGCUACAGAGGGGCAAGAAACAACAGAUUGAGAAUGGCAGUGGAGCAGAAGAUAAUGGUGACAGUUCACACUGUAGCAAUGCCUCAACACACAGCAAUCAGGAAGCAGGGCCUAGCAAUAAGAGGACCAAAACAUCAGAUGAUUCUGGGCUAGAACUGGACAAUAACAACACAACUGUGUCAAUAGACCCCGUAAUGGAUGGUGCUAGUGAAAUUGAAUUAGUCUUCAGGCCUCAUCCAACCCUCAUGGAGAACGAUGACAGUGCACAGACAAGAUACAUCAAGACCUCGGGCAACGCCACCGUUGAUCACUUGUCCAAGUACCUGGCUGUGAGAUUGGCUUUGGAGGAGCUUCGUAGCAAAGGAGAAUCAAACCAGAUGAACCUCGACACGGCCAGUGAGAAGCAGUAUACCAUUUACAUUGCUACUGCCAAUGGGCAGUUCACUGUACUGAAUGGGUCCUUUUCCUUGGAACUGGUCAGUGAGAAGUACUGGAAAGUGAACAAACCCAUGGAACUGUACUAUGCACCAACAAAGGAACAUAAAUAAGCUUUUCUGGAAAACUGGAAUGGGACUAACUCUUUUUAUAGCUAUGACUUCUUUAAUAUUACAAGAAGGCACCACCAUUAUCUUCAUGAACAAUACAUGUAAUGCCUUCAGGCUCUCUCAGUAUACUUAUUAAUAUGAUUAGACAGUAUUUUGGGUUGUAUUUAAUUUAGUCUUUGUUUUGGGUUUUUGGAUUUUCCCUAGGAGACUAAAUGACCUUCUCCAGUGCAUUCCAGUGUUUGACAUGCUUUUUUGUUCCUAAUGCAUGAUAACUGAACGAGUGUUCCAGUUUGGAAUGUCUUAAUUUUGUCCAGGUAAAUCUGGAUUUCUAAUACAUUUGACACAGUUAUAGUAGCCUCUGUGAAGUAUUGAGCAUUGGAUGGCUAAGUAAGUCUAUUCAAUAGUAACAUAUGCCAAGGAAUGUGUUAAAUGUUGUACUUUGCUAAUGGUUAUCCAUAUAAAAGAAUGGUAGAGAAUUGAUUUCUGAUAGUCUUGCAGCUAGAGGUAAUCUGAUUCCCUAGAAAAAGAUUUAUUAGUCAUUUUCUUGUGAACAAAUAGAGCUGUAGCAAGAAAACUGACACUUUAAAACCUUGCUGUUUUAAACAGUGUUUUAACUCAGUGUAAGGUGAUUCAUGAGAUUUGGUUUGCUUUUUAACAAGUAUUUUGGACAAAAAAAACCCCAAACAACCCAAACCUGUAACUCUCCUUCAUGUAGAAGAUGCCAAUCCCGAUGCACACUGCAGCUUCCUGUCUGGCCCUGCUGCAGUGUUACCCUGCCCUCAUGAGAUCCACUGGAGAAAAUCUUCCCCAAGUUUUACAGCCCUGCUCUGUUCCCUACAAUAACAGAUUCUUGCAGCGAAUGUAUUGGAAUCUUCUGUAAAGAAUAUUUUAAAGCAAAUCCCCGAAAUUCCACCUCACAGACAUAAUGUAACAUGGAAAUGCUUUGCUUUAUGGAAUUGGUGCUACCCCAGCUGUGAGCUUAUCUGGGCUUCAGUUUGAGUAGGGAGGACUUCAACCGUAAGCUGCUUGAAGAUUAUAUUAUUAAAUUUUUUUCCUCUUUUUUUUUUUUUUUCCCAUAGCUUUAACAAAUGUGGCUUAGCACUUUUGAAGACAAUUUUAGUACUUGACAAAGUUUACCAUUUAGUGUCUUAAAUAUAGGUUCAAGUUUUAAAACUUGGCAGUAGGCUGUUGUGUGAAGUCCAGUAGCUGCUGUUCAUUUGCAUGUUAAACUCCUCUUCCCUCGCUCUGGACCUUGCUGUCACUUAAUGGGGGUUGCUCUACCUCUUGGCAUUGUGUCUGAAGGGAAACGAUAUGACCGCCAGAUUCCCUUUGCUCUAAGACUUGCUGAUGAAGCCUUUACCCUGUUGCACCUGGAGCUAGAAGCAAAAAAAAAAUGUGGCGGAUACGUGAGAAGUGACAUCCUCUAAACUGUAUGGUAUUGAUUGCUGUCUUGCCUGUAGUCAGACUGGUUUGGGCACGUGGUACGCAGGUAUUCAGGCGCUCGGGGAUUCUCUUAGGAAGGAAGGAGCCCUCCCUCGCUUCCGUCUUUCAAGCCUAGCACUUGUAAAUACGUGUCCAUUCCAAAUCAGCUUUAUCCUGAUGUGAAAACUCCACAGGCUUCUUUAGGUAACUUAAUUAUUUUAUCUUACUGGAAAGACUUGGGUUUUUUGUGCCAUGAAAUGGAAGCUUUCAGGCCCCGGAACACAGAGGGGGCAGUUUUUAAAGAAAUAACAUUAUUCAUUACUUUCUGGUGAAACAUUGCGUUGUAUAGACUAGUAGUGCAUGUCCACUAAAUAUAAUCUGGGGGGUGGAGGAGCUGUGAUUAUAAAUGCUUUAAAAUUUAAGGAGAAACUUCUAGAUUAGUUGCAGCAUACCUUCCCAUUGUGAUAGCUAAGGUAAUGUCCAGUCCCUUAAGCAAGAGAGGUGUUUGUGAAGCUGAGCAGUCUGUCUAGGAGCUGUCUGUCACUUUGUCCCCAGUUCUUUAAAAAGCGUGGGAGAAUGUGAAGCUUUUAUUUUCAUGUUGUAGUGAAUUUACUGAAUAUUUAUGUUCUUUAAGUACUAUAUAUAUAAUGUAGUUGUUUUAUUAAACCAUUGAUUGCACUGUGACUCUUUAGUGCUAUAAACUAUUUUAUUUUCAAAAUUACUUUACUCUUCCACCUUUUAAAGCCAUGCUAUUUUUAAAGUACGUAACGUGUUAGGUACGGGUAAGUCUGAUAGCUCUGGUAUCAAAUUAAAGUCACACUGAAAUUCUCAAAUUGACAAUAAAAGCAAAAAUGUUAACAAC